Messenger RNA from Thyridium curvatum, 1353 nucleotides. RefSeq lists its product as uncharacterized. Lineage: Eukaryota; Fungi; Ascomycota; Sordariomycetes; Thyridiales; Thyridiaceae. The record is from RefSeq and is a predicted model, not a curated record. The transcript is spliced from 2 exons. Bases 1 to 1353 code for a protein of 450 amino acids. Gene Ontology annotation, molecular function: S-adenosylmethionine-dependent methyltransferase activity.
AUGGCAGAUCCACAGCCGUUUGAAGAUGCCCCUGAAGAUGGCAGAUGGAAUGGCGUCGAAAGCGCAACAGACGACCCGGAGGAGCUCAGAGUCAUAUUCUGUGCCAUGGACUCGUUCCUGCAGUACGGCAAAGCCGCCCACUUCAACUGCACCCACCUGCGCCGGCAGUCCUUCUACGCCCUGCCCCAAGCGCACUGGAAGAUGCUCGCGGACCCGCCCUUCUCCUACCUGGACACGCUGGACAAGGUCGACGAGGCCAUCGACUCCAACGCCGACCUCGCCCGGGCCAUCGUCAAGUUCGGCCUGCCCGACUUCGUGGGCCCGCGUCCGCCGGGCCGGGAGCUCUCCAUGCCGGACGAGUGGGUCGGCGCCGCCAAGCAGAACGACAUCGACAAGGCGCGCAGCACCGUCCGCCAGUUCUACCGCGACUGGUCCGCCGAGGGCGCCCGCGAGCGCGAGGUCUGCUACGGGCCCGUCAUGCGGGCCCUCGAGGACGAGCGCCGCGCCCGCACCCUACUGUCCUCAUCCUCCCCUCCCUCCUCCCCUUCUCACAGCGGCGGCGGCGGCGGAGAAGAGAAACCGCGGCUGUCCGUGCUCGUCCCCGGCGCCGGCCUCGGCCGCCUCGUCUUCGACCUCUGCCGCGCGGGCUUCGACGUCGAGGGCAACGAGAUCUCGUACCACCAGCUGCUGGCCUCCUCGUACGUUCUUAAUGGGACCGCGCGCGCCGGCCAGCACACCGUCCACCCCUGGGUGCACACCUUCUCCAACCACGUCAGCCGCGCCAACCACCUGCGCGGCUACGCCGUGCCCGACGUGCACCCGGGCCGCGAGCUCGAGGCGCAGGUGGCGAGCGGGCAGGGCGUGGGCACGAUGGCCAUGUGCGCCGCCGACUUCCUCUGCCUGUACGGCGACGCCGCGCACGCGGCCGCCUACGACGCCGUCGCCAGCGUCUUCUUCCUCGACACGGCGCCCAACCUGGUCCGCUACCUGGCGACCGUCUACCACUGCCUCAGGCCGGGCGGCCUGCUCGUCAACGUCGGCCCCCUGCUCUGGCACUUUGAGAACAACGCGCCCGGCAACCACGGGCACGGGGACGACGGCGACGGCGAGCACGACCCGGGCAGCUCGUCGGGCAUCGCGGACCCGGGCAGCUUCGAGCUGUCGGACGACGAGGUGCGCGCUCUGGUCGCGCGCGUCGGGUUCGCCGUGGAGCGGUGGGAGACGGGGAUCGAGGCGCCGUACAUCCAGGACGCGGACUCGAUGCUGCAGACGACGUACCGGGCGAGCUCGUGGGUCGCGAGGAAGCCCGAGGCGGGACCCGCCGAGGCGCAGAUCGGCGACGAGUAUCAGUGA